This is a messenger RNA of Triticum aestivum (bread wheat), 6029 nucleotides long. RefSeq lists its product as uncharacterized. Lineage: Eukaryota; Viridiplantae; Streptophyta; Magnoliopsida; Poales; Poaceae. Gene Ontology annotation, molecular function: ATP binding; protein serine/threonine kinase activity. Gene Ontology annotation, biological process: protein phosphorylation; recognition of pollen. The transcript has 14 exons. Bases 553 to 5838 code for a protein of 1761 amino acids. Gene Ontology annotation, cellular component: plasma membrane. The record is from RefSeq and is a predicted model, not a curated record.
UUCGCCGUCUAGCCGCAGUGCCCGCACCCCCCACUGCCGCCGCCGGCUCGCCGCAGUCCCCGCUUCCGCCGCCGGUCCGCCAAUCAUGGCACCACCGCCAUAUGAGUUUCCGGCGCCUCGUCUCCCCUGCCUUCCCCUCCCCUUCCAGGCGACCAUAGCAAGCGGCCGGCACCUCAUCGCGCCGUCGCGGCCACCCUCCCCUAAUUUCCCCCGCCUGUCGCGCUCGCCGUCGGUACGUGCUCGUCCCACCCACCCGAGUUGACAAAUCGGAUGCUGCCUGAUAAUUUUUUUCCUCUGAAGCGACGGAGGCCGCCUGAUAAGGGGACAGUGUGCCCCCACAUCGCCGGAGCUCCAUCUGACGGUAACCCGUUCCUCAGCAGUUGGCACGCACCUUUCGUCCAACAUGUACUUCCCAAGCUUCCUGCCGAAGAGCGGCGAGUCGUCAACGAUGCUGAGAUCUGGACAUUAAUUUCUGCGCCAUCCUCUUGCAGUGUUGUCAGUUUGUCUGAUGGCGCGGCUGUGUGAGAUCCAAGUCCCCGGACUAUUGCUACCAUGGCACAUUUAUGCCGACGAGGACUGCGAUGGGACUCCGGUCACCCGAUGGUUGCGAGUCGACCUCGGUUUCUUGGUGUGUUUGAUACAGUCAACACAUCCAUGGCUUUGACAUGGAGCAUUUCUUGGUCCUUUAAUUCCCUACAAAGACCAGCAGCUAGCAGUUUCAUAUCUCCAAGCAAGCAAAUCAAUCCAGAGCAUUUCUUCCAUACCAUCUCCUUGCCUUGCCCUUCACAAGCAUAUGCGAAAGAAGGCUUAAUGGGCAUGACUCUGCUCCCAUUUUUUAUCCUCCUAUCAUUGAUUUGUCUCUCCAAAUCCGAUGACCGCCUAACACCUGCGAAGCCACUCUUGCCUGGCGACAAGCUCGUCUCCAACAAUGGCAUCUUUGCUCUUGGUUUCUUCUCCCCAGAAAACUCCACCGCAAACUCAUAUGUAGGCAUAUGGUACCACGCCAUCCCGGAGCGGACAUAUGUGUGGGUGGCCAACCGCGACAACCCAAUCGGCAGCGGUUUGUCCGGGAAGUUGGUUCUCACCAACAGCUCUGACCUUGUCUUGUCCGAUUCCAAGGGCCGUAUCCUUUGGAGGACGACGAACAAUGUCACCGCCGGGGGUGAUGGGGCUGUGGCGCUGCUGCUCGAGGCGGGGAACUUUGUCGUGCAGUUGCAGAAUUUCACGCAGAUAUGGCAGAGCUAUGAUCACCCGACUGACACCAUCCUCCCCGGCUUCAAGUUAUGGGCGAACUACAAGACCCACACAGCAGUGCGCAUCGUUGCUUGGAAGGGUCCUCAAGACCCAUCCACCGGGAAAUUCCUCCUCAGUCGUGACCCCAGCACGGGCCUCCAGAUUCUCACCUGGCGCGGGACAAGCAAAUACUGGCGCAGCGGACUGUGGAACGGUGCAGAAGCCUCGGACAAGAAUGGAUACAUGUGGUCCCAGAACGUCGAUGACGGAGAGACCAUCUACUCGACGUACAACACGGGCAACAGCUCCUCCCGGAGAUCCCACUGGAAGCUGGACUACACAGGCGACUUGAUGCUCAGGAUCUGGAGUGGCCAGUCAUGGGUGGUUCUGUUCAAGCGCCCAGAUGAUGGCUGUCGCCACUACGGCUCAUGUGGUCCGUUUGGCUACUGCGACAUGACCACCAGGGAGUGCAGGUGCCUUGAUGGGUUCGAGCCGGCGGACGGCUUCAGUGCCAACUUCUCCAGAGGAUGCGUGAGAAAGGAGGCACUGACAUGUCGUGGCUACCAUUUCUCGGCCUUGUCUGGGAUGAAGGUGCCUGAUAAGUUUGUGCAUGUGAGGAGCGGAAGCUUCGAGGAGUGCACUGCUCAGUGUGAGCGUAACUGCUCCUGCACUGCGUACGCUUACGCCAACUUGAGCAGUAUUGUCGCAACUGGUGGCCCAUCAAGAUGCUUGGUCUGGACAGGGGAGCUUGUUGACUUAGAGAAGACAGGCGUACUUGGUGGCAACCUGUACCUUCGGCUUGCUGGCUCUCCUGGACACAACAGGAAGAGUGGUAUCGGUGUGUUAUUAAAGAUUGCACUCCCAGUUAUAUCGUUCCUGCUGAUAUUCUCAUGCAUAUAUCUUGUCUGCAUAUGCAAGCGAAGAGGGAUACAAGUAAACAAAGGUAGCCGGAAAAGACCGGCCCCGGAGGACUCGAGCACUUCGCAAGAAGUUUGGGAUCAAAAUUUGGAAUUGCGUUCUAUUAGGUUCAAAGACAUCGCUGCUGCAACAAACAGUUUCCAUGACACGAACAUAAUUGGAAAAGGAGGUUUCGGCAAAGUUUAUAAGGGAACACUAGAAGAUGGAAAGGAAGUUGCUGUUAAAAGGCUUAGCAAGGGUUCUGAGCAGGGUAUAGAGCAUUUUAUAAAUGAAGUGGUUCUUAUUGCCAAAUUGCAGCACAAGAAUCUAGUUAGACUUCUUGGCUGUUGUAUUCAUGAGGAUGAGAAAUUGCUUAUUUAUGAAUACUUGCCCAACAAAAGCCUAGACAAGUUUCUUUUUGAUACUGCAAGGAAGUCUAUACUUGAUUGGCCAAGAAGGUUCAACAUAAUCAAAGGGGUGGCUAGAGGACUUAUGUAUCUCCACCAAGAUUCGAGAACGACGAUAAUCCAUAGAGACCUCAAACCAAGCAACAUCCUGCUAGAUAUGGAGAUGAACCCAAAAAUAUCAGAUUUUGGAAUGGCAAGGAUCUUUGGAGGCAACGAGCAACAGGAAAGUACCAGACGAGUUGUUGGGACUUACGGGUACAUGUCGCCUGAGUAUGCGAUGGAGGGCAUUUUCUCCGUCAAGUCUGACAGCUACAGCUUUGGUAUUUUGCUACUAGAGAUUGUAAGUGGAUUAAAGAUCAGCUCACCUCAUCAUCUUGUGAUGGACUUUUCAAACCUCAUAUCCUAUGCUUGGAACCUGUGGGCAGAUGGAAGAGUGAGGGAUUUCGUGGACGCGACCAUCAAGGGGAGCUAUUCGCUUGACCAAGUGUCCAAAUGCAUCCAUGUUGGGCUCUUGUGUGUCCAGGACAGUCCCAGUGCUAGGCCACACAUGUCAUCGGUCGUUUCCAUGCUCGACAGUGAAGCCAUUCCUCGUGCACCGCCAGAGCAACCUGGGUAUUUUGCACGGAUAAACUACGAAACCAGUGAAAUGAUGGAAGACACAGAGAACUCUGCCAAUGGCGUGAGCCUUACGGCGCUAGAAGGACGAUCUCCCACGGUUAAUGUCCGUAGCUGUUUCCUACCAUUCAGCCUGAAACUACAUCUGGCAAACUGGUUGCUGCUGUGGUCAGCACAAACUGGUUACUCUGCUCUUCUUUCACAAGCAUAUGUGAAAGAAAGUCUUGGUGGCAUGACUCCCCGUGUCAUUUUUACCCUCCUAUUGUUGGUAUGUUUCUGUGAAUCCGAUGACCGCCUAACACCCGCCAAGCCACUCUUGCCGGGCGACAAGCUCGUCUCCAACAAUGGCAUCUUCGCUCUAGGCUUCUUCUCCCUGGACCCGGAGAACUCCACCGCCUCAAACUCAUAUGUAGGCAUAUGGUACCAUGACAUUCCAGAGCGGACAUAUGUGUGGGUGGCCAACCGCGACAACCCGAUCAAAAGCGGUUUGUCGGGGAAGUUGGUUCUGACCAACACCUCUGAUCUCGUCUUGUCAGACUCCAGAGGCCGUGUCCUCUGGAGGACGACGAACAACAUCACCACCGGUGGUGAUGGGGCUGUGGCGCUGCUGCUUGAGGCGGGGAACUUUGUCCUGCAGUCUCGGAAUUUCACGCAGAUAUGGCAGAGCUAUGAUCACCCAACCGACACCAUCCUCCCCAGCUUCAAGUUAUGGGCAAACUACAAGACCCACACAGCAGUGCGCAUCGUCGCCUGGAAGGGUCCUCAGGACCCGUCCACCGGGAAAUUCAUGCUCAGUCGUGACCCCGGCACGGGCCUCCAGAUCCUCACCUUGCAUGGGACUAGCAAGUACUGGCGCAGCGGGCUGUGGAACGGUGCAGAAGCCUCGGACAAGAACGGGUUCAUGUGGUCCCAGAUCGUCGACGACGGGGAGACCAUCUACUCGGCGUACAAUACGGGUAACAGCUCCGCCCGGAGGUCGCACUGGAAGCUGGACUACAAUGGCGACUUGAUGCUCAGGAUCUGGAGUGGCCAUUCAUGGAUGCCUCUGUUCAAACGCCCGGAUGAUGGCUGCCGCCGCUACGGUACGUGUGGUCCGUUCGGCUACUGCGACAUGUUCGACAAGAUCUGCAGGUGCCUGGAUGGGUUCCAGCCAGCAGACGGCUUCGGCGCCAGCCCCUCCAGAGGAUGCGUGAGAAAGGAGAACCUGACAUGCCGCGGUGACCAUUUCUUGACUUUGCCGGAGAUGAAGGUGCCUGACAAGUUUGUGUAUGUGAGGAACAGAAGCUUCGAGGAGUGCACUGCUGACUGUGAGCGCGAUUGCUCCUGCACCGCGUAUGCUUACACCAACCUGAGCAGUAUCGUCGCAACCGGUGGCCCAUCAAGAUGCUUGAUCUGGACAGGGGACCUUGUUGACUCUGAGAAGGCCGGUAUGCUUGGUGGCAACCUCUACAUUCGGCUUGCUGGCUCUCCUGAACUCAGUUCUGCAGUAAACAACACGAAGAGCGGUGUCGGUGUGGUAUUCAAGAUCGCACUCCCAGUUAUAUUCGUCCUGUUGUCACUCACAUGCAUAUAUUUCGUCUGCAUAUGCAAGCCAAAAGGGAUACAAGUUUACAAGGAAACCCUGAAAAAACCGGGCCUGGAACACUUGAGCACUUCGCAAGAAGUCUGGGAUCAAAAUUUGGAAUUCCGGUCUAUUAGGUUUGAAGACAUUGCCACUGCAACAAACAGUUUCCAUGACACAAACAUACUUGGAAAAGGAGGUUUUGGCAAAGUCUAUAAGGGAACACUAGAAGAUGGAAAGCAAGUUGCUGUUAAAAGGCUUAGCAAGGGUUCUGAUCAAGGAAUAGAGCAUUUUAGAAAUGAAGUGGUUCUUAUUGCCAAAUUGCAGCACAAGAAUCUAGUUAGACUCCUUGGCUGUUGUAUUCAUGAGGAUGAGAAGUUGCUUAUUUAUGAAUACCUACACAACAAAAGCCUGGACCAGUUUCUUUUUGAUGUUGCAAGGAAGUCUAUACUUGAUUGGCCAAAGAGGUUCAACAUAAUCAAAGGGGUUGCUAGAGGACUUCUGUAUCUCCACCAAGAUUCGAGAACGACUAUAAUCCAUAGAGACCUCAAGCCAAGCAACAUCCUGCUAGACGUGGAGAUGAACCCAAAAAUAUCAGAUUUUGGAAUGGCAAGGAUCUUUGGGGGCAACGAACAACAAGAAAGUACCAGACGAGUUGUUGGCACGUACGGGUACAUGUCGCCUGAGUAUGCGAUGGAGGGCAUUUUUUCCGUCAAGUCCGACACCUACAGCUUUGGUAUUUUGCUACUAGAGAUUGUAAGUGGAUUAAAGAUCAGUUCACCACAUCAUCUUGUCAUGGACUUUUCAAAUCUCAUAUCAUUUGCAUGGAACUUGUGGGCAGAUGGCAAAGUGAAGGAUUUCGUGGACCCAGCCGUCACGGAGAGCUACUCGCUUGAUGAAGUGUCCAAGUGCAUCCAUGUUGGGCUCUUGUGUGUCCAGGACAGCUCCGGUGCUAGGCCUCACAUGUCAUCUGUUGUGUCCAUGCUCGACAGUGAAGGCAUGCCUCGCGCAGCGCCGAGGCAACCUAUGUAUUUCGCGCAGAUAAAUUACGAAACCAGUGAUGCGACAGAAGACCUGGAAAACUCUGCCAAUGGCGUGAGCCUUACGGCGCUUGAAGGACGAUAACUGGCUCAUGUAAUUGUGCCAUUCCCUAUUAACUAUUAAGAUUUACUUAUAUUUGAGGAAUGUAUUCUAUUGAAGAUUUGCUCUUUCUUUUCCUUGUUGGCUAUGGCAUUAAGCCCACUUUUUGUUGGGUUGUACCGUUGACACAGGUUGAGAUUUUUUUUUUCAAAUUAAUUGAACGAUAAGCAUGGUAA